This is a messenger RNA of Notothenia coriiceps (black rockcod), 535 nucleotides long. Its product is annotated as G protein-coupled receptor kinase 4-like. Gene Ontology annotation, molecular function: protein kinase activity; ATP binding. Lineage: Eukaryota; Metazoa; Chordata; Actinopteri; Perciformes; Nototheniidae. The record is from RefSeq and is a predicted model, not a curated record. The annotation marks the transcript as partial. Gene Ontology annotation, biological process: regulation of signal transduction; protein phosphorylation. The transcript is spliced from 4 exons. Gene Ontology annotation, cellular component: cytoplasm.
AUGUUCGAUAUCUCUGCUCUCAUCACCUCUAACAAACUGCUUUGCUUCCUCCUCAGAGACAUGAAGCCAGAGAACAUCCUGCUGGACGACAACGGACACAUCCGCAUCUCUGACCUGGGCCUGGCUGUGAGGCUGAGCGAGGGCUCGCUGGUGAAGGGCAAGGUGGGCACCGCAGGGUACAUGGCCCCCGAGGUGAUCGGACACAAACACUACGGGCUGAGCGUGGACUGGUGGGGUCUCGGCUGUCUGAUCUACGAGAUGACGGCGGGGAAGCCCCCCCUCCGACAAAAAGGAGAACAUCCCAAAGCCGCGGAGAUGGAGAGGAGGAUCCAGAACGAACCGCUGGAGUUCGGGAUGAAGUUUGGGAAAUCUGUGAAAAACCUCUGUUCCUCCCUGCUGAACAAAGACCCCAAGGAGCGUCUGGGCUGUUUGGCUUCGGGGGGGAAAGACGUUCAGGAUCAUCGUUUCUUCAGGAAAGUAAACUUCCGGAUGCUGGAGGCCGGACUCGUCGAGCCGCCGUUCAAACCUGAUGCAA